UCGGGUAUUUACGGAGACCAGCCCGGGAAUUCGGGCAUUUCCGGUGAGGGAAACGAUCUGUGUUUCGUGAGUUUCUGGUAAAAAAUCAGCUACUUCCGGCAGGGCUCGGCGGGCCGCGGAGCUACCACGGAGGCCGGGGACUUUCAAGCAGUCAGGAGAUGGCGACUAACGGAACCGAUGCUCGACCACUUUUUGGGGGCUCGUUCUCCAUUGUUCUCCCCCCUCAUUUCACAGAUGUCAGUGAUAUCCGGGAUGUCCCGGACAACCAGGAGGUGUUUGUGCACAACAGUACGGACCAGAGCAUCAUCAUCGAGUUACUGGAGUACCAGAGUCAGGUUGCUGACGAGGAGGCAGCCAGGUACCACUUUGAUGAUGUCACCACCAUCAAUGAUGCGUCGGGCAAGGAAGGCACAGAGAUCCUGAGCAUCGAGCCUGUCGGCAGAGACCAGCUUGCAAUGCAGGAGUUGAGCAGCGCCUGGUUUCUCUCUGGGAGACAGCAAGUGGCCAAGUUCAAUGAGCAGGCCAAGAACACUGUGAACGUACACCUGGCACUCUUCAGACUCCCUCAGUAUACCACCGACAUCCUCAUCACUUUUAACGACCCAACAUCCAUCAGCCCCUUUAGCAGCAGCAGCAGACAAGCAGACCUGGCACUACUGGAGGAUUUGUCGGCCAGUCCUGCUGCCCAGUGCUGGACCCUGGAGCAAUUCCGAGCCACUGUCAACUCCCUCCGGCUGCUGAGCCCAGACAUCUUCUCCUGAUCAUUGGCGCCCACGAUUGAGCAAGGCAGAAAGUGUGGGAGAGCGAGUGGCUCACUGGGACGAACCUCCUCUGCAGGAAAAUGCAUGUUCCUUUUCUGAAAGUGACCCGAUUCCACGGAUGUAAAAGGACAGGGGAGGCCAUUCAGCCCCUUGGGGCUGACCACUGUUCAGUGACGUGGCUGAUCUUUAGUCCCACUCCAUACACAGCUCCGCCUCCCUGGGUUAGCAGUAAAAAUGGACCAAUCGCAGAUUCAGAAUUAACUUUCUACCAAUCGUCCUUUGCAGGUUUUGAACUCUUCCACCCUCUGCAAGCUGAAGUGGGGUCUGGAUGGAUUAGGAGAAAGAGAAUGAAGAGAAAUAGGGAAAAGGACAGAGGGUGAGCAGUUACCAGGAGUUUGAGAAUUUGUGUCAUCAGGUUGAAGACCGCCUUCUGUCGUAGUAACUGUUGCCGGCAAUAAUAAAAUAACUGGGCCCAGAACGCACAAGUUCUUAUGACUCAACAACACUUUACUUGUGCACAAGGAGAUCAACAUGGCUCCUGUCCCCACACUUCUGAAUUCUGAAAGGAAAACUGUUACUUUUUAUAGAAUUGACUCAUAAGUUAUGAAUAUUGAUCAUUGUAAAUUGUAUAUGAUCAAACGCCAUUCACAACCGAAACUUUGAGCAGUCAGCUGAUGAAUUUUUGAAGUUCGUAAAGACAACAGAGCCUUAGUUGCUCGGUAUGUUUCACAUUUCUUUUAUCUCAUCUGUCUCCGGUACUCCCCUUGUGUAAAGGGACACUAUGUUUUAGGAAGACUUUUCUGGAUAAGUCUCACUACAGAGGCUUUGCUCGUUUGGCUGGAGUCCUGCCACAGUCUAUCUCAUCUGUAGUAAGCAGAGGUGUCCCUGGCCAUCUUACUUCAAAAGUCUUAUUUGACUAUAACUGCCCAGGCUACCUUAGUCUUACGGCAACUUCCACACUUUCAAAAUUUGCAUCUCACCCUGACUUUUUCCCUCCAUGGCCAGGUUGAGGUUAAAUGCAAAUUAGAGAUACAACACCUUAUAUUCCACCUGGGCAGUCUCCAACCUAGCAGUGUCAACAUCAAAUUUGCUCCCACUCUGUUUCUUUUCCCCAUUUCUGUUUUCUGUCCUGAUUCAUUCAGACCUCAUCAACCAUGUCUUUCAAAGUAAGUUUUAUUAUCAAAGUACAUAUAUGUCACCAUAUACAACCCUAAGUUUCAUUUUCUUGUGGGCAUAGUUAAUAAAUCUGUUGAAUAAUAACCGUAACAGAAUCAAAGAAAGACUGCACAACUAGGGCAUUCCGACCAUUUCAAAGACGGGACCAGUGAAGUUGUGCCCUUUUGUUCAAAAGCAUGAUGAUUGACGGGUAGUAGCUGUUCCUGAACCUGGUGGUACGAGUCUUGAAGCUUUUGCACAUUCUACCUGAUGACAGCAGUGAGAAGAGAACAUGGUGGUGGAGAUCCCUGAUGAUGGAUGUUCGUCCCUUUCCAUUUGCCCGUUACCCACAUAGUCCUCCAACUGGUUGUUCAACCUUCACCCAUCCCUUCAUUCCAUGCUCCACCCUCCUAAGAAAAUGCAUCAUUUCCACUAUCACCUCCCAGCUUCUGACAUUAUUUCUGCCCUUAACUGCCAAUGAUCUCAUUCAUCUGGAUCCACCAAUCACCUGCCAGCUCUUCUCCACCCUUUCCCGCUCACUUCUUUAUACUAUUCCCUUUAUCUUUCCAGUCCAGAUGAAGGGUCUCAGAUGAAACUUGUACAUUAGCAGUUCUUUCAAAAUAAAUUUAUUGAAGUACA
Messenger RNA from Hypanus sabinus (Atlantic stingray), 2555 nucleotides. It is a transcript of the gene rangrf, whose product is annotated as RAN guanine nucleotide release factor. Gene Ontology annotation, molecular function: sodium channel regulator activity; small GTPase binding; transmembrane transporter binding. Lineage: Eukaryota; Metazoa; Chordata; Chondrichthyes; Myliobatiformes; Dasyatidae. The coding region runs from base 159 to 761 and encodes 200 amino acids. The record is from RefSeq and is a predicted model, not a curated record. The transcript has 6 exons. Gene Ontology annotation, biological process: heart contraction; regulation of membrane depolarization; regulation of sodium ion transmembrane transporter activity. Gene Ontology annotation, cellular component: nucleus.